Messenger RNA from Parnassius apollo (apollo), 501 nucleotides. Lineage: Eukaryota; Metazoa; Arthropoda; Insecta; Lepidoptera; Papilionidae. The record is from the annotation of a GenBank genome assembly.
AUGGAAAAGUACAAGAUGCCCACUGUGCAACAAUUUCUUACUAAAAAGACGAUUGGAGACAAAAAGGAACCAGUGUGGAUUUACUUGGAGAGAGAAAUGAAGGAAAAUAUACACAAGAAACCAUAUAACGAAAAAGUGGGUAGAUGGUUGAAGUUUUUGAAGGAACUAAAACACUACCAGAAUCUUGAAGGUAAAAGGAAGCUUAAAAGGUUGAAAUCUGAGGUGGGACCUACUUGGUACUGUGAAUUAUCCGAUGUUCAGAAGCAAGUUUUGAACGAUUUAAAAGCAAACAUUCAUCAAGACUUAAUAGAAGAUAUACCAAGAAGAACAAGAAAGUCAUUAUCGGACCUAGGAGUAACUUUAAAAAUACCAAAAUCGUUGUUGAUGAAAGCCAUGAAAGAUUCUAUAGAAGAUCCUGGGAUUUUUAUUUGGAACCUUUAUAAUUCUUAUUAUAAAGUGCCACCUAGCUAUUUACGACCAGGUAAAGUGCCCAUUAAGUAG